AUGCAACAGCGGACACCUGGACAUCCAUUUCGUGAUUUCUCGUUGACCGGGCCCCGAGAUGAGCCGGUUUAUUCAUACUUGAAAAACGGUGGCGGGGAAUAUCUGAUGGAAGUAACCCUCGGGACGCCGCCGUUUAGUUUCGUGGGAAUCGCAGACACGGCCAACGAUUUUACCUGGACACAAUGCCAGCCUUGCCGGGAAUUUUGCUACAACCAAACCAGCCCGAUUUUCAAUCCCCUGGCGAGCAUAACGAACCGGAAGUUACCGUGUGAUUCUGACGUUUGCCGGGCAGCAAAAGGCGCGGGAUGUGACACAUCAAACUUUUGCUACUAUUGGUAUCAGUAUGGAACUAAAACUCAUUUCUUUAGCUCGGGUACUCUUGCUUCAGAUACUUUCACAUUUGCAACAACCACCAAAAAUGGUUCGGGUAAUGGUACUACCCAUGUUUCCAUCCCGGGCGUAGUUUUCGGAUGUGGGAGCACGAACCUUCAGAUAUCCGAGGCGAGUGUGAUUGGACUUGGGUACGGGCCGUUAUCGAUGGGGAACACCAUCGGAAAAUUCCUUAACGGGACAAGAUUCUGUUAUUGCUUAGUUCUUAAUUAUCCCGGCCAACCGGGUCAUGGGAACAUGAGUAAGAUUAGUUUCGGGCCGAGCGUGGUUGUUUCGGGCCCUAACACCGUAUCAGCCCGUCUGUAUUCGCGAUCCCCCGACCCAUUCUAUUACCUAAAUCUUGAAGGGUUUAGUGUUAUGAGAGGAAGGACCCGCAAGGAUCUCGCGACGGAUGCGAAAAAAAUCAGCUAUAAUUCGUUUGACGAUGGUAAAGGUGAUGCAUGGUCGUCACAACCAGGUAACAUGAUAAUCGAUACUAGCACGGCACAGACGUUUUUGUCUAGGAAAAUCUGGACAGAUUUAGUCCAAAUUUUGCAUGACACAAUAAACGGGACGGCAUCGGGGGAUGAUUAUACUCGGUUUGGGUUUUGUUAUGGACCUAAUAAUCAAGGCAUAAGUUUCCCGGACAUUGUUCUUCAUUUCACCGGCGGAGCUGACCUUGUACUGCCUUCUUCAACAACGUUUGUUCCCAAUGAUUAUUAUGGGAAAGGGGCGGUUUGUUUAACGUUGGUUGCUACAGAUGAUGUUGCCAUUCUGGGGAAUGUGGCCCAAGGGAAUAAUCAUAUUGGAUUUGAUUUGGACAAUGGAUGGGUUUCUUUCCAGCCAACCGAUUGUUCCAAGCUAGUUUAA
Messenger RNA from Oldenlandia corymbosa var. corymbosa, 1239 nucleotides. The record is from the annotation of a GenBank genome assembly. NCBI's taxonomy places the organism in Eukaryota, Viridiplantae, Streptophyta, Magnoliopsida, Gentianales, Rubiaceae.